GGAAUGUCAGCAACCCACCGACGUUCUGCCAGGUCUCCUCACUGGAAAAGUGGUGGUGGGUGGGGGCUAUUUUUUAUCACUGGCAUGUGAUCAGCACUGCAGUUUGAGCAAGGAUGCUUUUGCUUGUUCUUUUUAAACCAGCUUUAUACUAGUGAUAAAGAGAGACUUUGCAUACUGUGCUGAAAAAACAGUUUACUCAGAUACCGGAAAUCAAAAGGCAUUGAACAUGACGACGGAAACCUUGGUGAAGGAUAUUAAACCAGGCCUAAAAAACCUAAACCUUAUAUUCAUUGUACUGGAAACGGGUCGGGUGACCAAGACGAAAGAUGGCCAUGAAGUACGGACAUGUAAAGUAGCAGACAAAACUGGCAGCAUAAACAUCUCUGUGUGGGACGACAUUGGCAACCUAAUUCAGCCAGGAGACAUCAUCCGACUCACCAAAGGGUAUGCAUCAACUUUCAAAGGCUGCCUGACUCUAUACACUGGACGUGGAGGAGAUCUGCAGAAAGUUGGAGAGUUUUGUAUGGUUUAUUCUGAAGUGCCAAAUUUCAGUGAGCCAAACCCAGAGUAUGUGGCCCAACAGUCACAAAACAAAAAUACGCAGAAUGACAAUUCAGCGCCUGCAGCGUCUCAAACUGUACCAGGCCCCUCCUCUUCCUCCGCAGCAGCAGCCUCUGAUAACCAGAAUGGCAAUGGAUUGAUUACCCCUAGCAGUUCCACACACCCACCAAGUGUCCCCACCCAUCCCACCAGCGGUCGCAUCACCCGGAGUCAGCCCAACCACCAGAGUGGAGGGUCACUGGGAACAAGCUCCUCCUCCAACCCAGUCAGCAAUGGCAAAGAGACACGGCGAAGCAGCAAGAGAUAAUGGGUACAGGACUAGAGGGCAUCUCUUCUUCUACCGUCUGCUUGUAACCUUUUUACCUCCUAGUGACCUAACUCUGAGGCAGAGCGGUAGAUAUUGAGAAGAGAUGGACACUGGGCUGGAGCACAGACUAUGAAACCAACUUAAGUUUAGCCACUGAAAUGUACUUUUAACAUGUGAUGCUGAGCACCAGGUGAGGAAUAUGGUCCUCAGUAUAUUUAUACUUGUAUUUCAUGUAAAACUUGUACUUUCAGGACUCCCCACACAUGUAUACUACACUUUCACUCUUGCAGGAAAUUGCCAUGAUCACUCUUCCAGCUUGUCUGAUUUUUGUCGCACCAUUUAUCUUCUCACAUCACUUUCCUGCCCUAUGGGUGUGUGUCCUUGAAUUUAGCACCAUUUAGACUUCUGCAAUCCUUAAAAUCAUUUAUUGACAUGGUAGAUUCAUAGUGAGGUUUGUGAAACUAUCCUGGAUUGAAUUGUUUUAAGGCUGCGAACAAAAAGACAGCUAUGUUUGAGUUUCUAUGAAGUGUUUAGCUCUCACAAAUAUCUUUUACACGGGAGGGGGUAUAGCAAGUCACACACAAAUUUGUGCCACCUUUUCCAUGCCAAACUAAUAUUUACUAUCUCUAGGUUGCCAAUACGAUGACUGUUGUUUUUUCCCCAAAAAUAUUUUUAAUAGAUUGAAGCAUCCUGUGGGUAGGCUUCCAUAGAUGUAAUGAUGUUAGAUUAGAAGUGUGGCAAAACUGACAUGAGCAGAUUUUUAAUUGUUCUGAAAAACUAACAUUUUAUUGUUGUUUUUGUGCUAGAUGGCUAAAUUAGAUUGUAUGUUUUUAUUCCAGUACGCUUCAACGUGGCUGGCAUAACAGUUUAACAGGGUCAGACGGUUACUGGCUCCCUGCCCAUUAUAGGGCCUACCAACCAGGAACUUGUGCUGCCAUCUUUGUUCUUAUUUAGUGCAAGGCCUUCAGAGGUGCUACAUGUUGUCUCUGGCCUUUCUAAGCCUUAUGUGAAGAAAGUAUUCUUCCCACACUCCCCUAAGAUACAACAGGGGUCUUUUGUCUCCUCACUGGCCAGGCCUUCACUCCCACCUGAGAAACUGAAGGAGCCAUCGGAGGCCAAGGGCUCCAAGGGCCUUUAGAAAGCUAUAGCAUUUAGUGGCCUGAAGGAACAUGAGUUAUGGCCUGCAUUGUAAAUGGAAUUGUUGUAAACCUUGAGAAUAGGAUCGGAUUUUAACACUAAAAUGUUUGCCCAAGUUUUAACACAAUUUCUUAAAAGUCAAUAAAAUGUUUUACAUUUUUUUGUAAUUGUGGCCAUAAAUCAACAAUAUUUAAGAAUAUUUUAAAGGCCGUUUGCCUAUUUGCUUGGGCCUCAUUCUCCCCAUUCCUGUGCCUCUGUUCUUUUUUCCAGAAUAUUAGCAUGAACUAGCUGGGAAACAGGUUGUAGUAUUGGUAUUUUUUUAAGGAACAUUACAUUUGUCUAAUCUGG
Gekko japonicus is the source of this 2353-nucleotide messenger RNA. RefSeq names its product nucleic acid binding protein 2 (gene NABP2). NCBI's taxonomy places the organism in Eukaryota, Metazoa, Chordata, Lepidosauria, Squamata, Gekkonidae. Gene Ontology annotation, cellular component: SOSS complex. The record is from RefSeq and is a predicted model, not a curated record. The coding region runs from base 227 to 868 and encodes 213 amino acids. Gene Ontology annotation, molecular function: DNA binding. Gene Ontology annotation, biological process: response to ionizing radiation; double-strand break repair via homologous recombination; mitotic cell cycle checkpoint signaling. The transcript has 8 exons.